This is a messenger RNA of Prorocentrum cordatum, 172 nucleotides long. Lineage: Eukaryota; Dinophyceae; Prorocentrales; Prorocentraceae. The record is from the annotation of a GenBank genome assembly.
GCGCGCGGCCGGCAACGCCGCGGCCGACUUGAUCCACCAGUGCAGAUGCGAGUGCCAGUUCUACUACGACGACAAGACUGGCGGAUGGAUCUCGGGUGGAGUUCGAGGGUCAUUACUGUUCAUGACGGUAGACAUGAUUGUCGCCCUAUCGUUCGCUUGCUACCUGCUGCAG